CCAAAGUUCUCCGACCAACUCUGGUGAUACAUUUGCUUCUUCACCUACCUAUCCUGGGGCUCCACGCAAGCCAAUGGCCACUUUCCCAUACACGCCGCUCGACCUCAGUGAGUCGUCUAUUCGACUCUUGUACAUCCGCAAAGGGUGGCCGGGAGAGGACAUCAUCUGCGAGCUGUGUGAAUCGUACCUCCAAACCGAAAAGGGCAUUCCGUACAAAGCUCUGUCGUACAACUGGGGAGGCCUUCAGCAUGAACCACAGCCCGGUCUUCCCCUUGUCCUCGUGGACGGGCAUCAGAUCAGCUUGACAGAGAAUCUGUACUCGGCUCUACGGCACAUUCGGCGUCCAGAUCAAAAUAUUUUCCUCUGGGUGGACGCCAUCUGCAUUAACCAGAAAGACCCGCGAGAGAAGGGCCAUCAGGUUAAGCAGAUGGGAUACAUAUACAAAGGCGCAGAGGAAGUGCUCAUCUGGCUUGGCCCCGGUCACGAGGGCACCGAUACCCUUCUGCAAUCCUUUAGUUGGAUAGACAACAAAGCCACCGAAUCCCUGGCAUCGGGAAACAAGGAGGACUGGAUGAGCCUCUGCCAUCAGUCCAUAAGCCAGCGGUGGCCAGACUUAUCGUGGCCGAAACAAGUUCUCACAGAGCUCCUAACAAGACCCUGGUUCAAGAGGGUGUGGAUUCUCCAGGAAGUUGCCAACGCGAGGACGGCUAGGGUUCUGUGUGGGCGGGGUUCCUGUCCGGCACGAACUUUCGCCUUGAUGCCCUCUCUGAUGAAACUCGCCGUCAAUGAGCACACUCAAGCGGUCCUUGACAUCAUGCCGCGAAUUCGACAAAAUACCUGGUGGUCAUCAAAUCGCCAUUUACACGUCCUUCUCGCCAAAUUCGCAGACAGCCAGUCUUUUCUAGUCCGGGACAGAAUCUACGCCUUGCUCGGCAUGUCAGAGGAUGCAUGCAACCCGGAGACAUUCUACCCAUGCUACCAGAAAUCCGAAGAAGAGGUCAUUCGAGAUACUGCAUCGUUUCUGCUGUUUAGAGGAUCUCUUGGCAAAUACGAUCCAAUGCCACACUUACGGUUAUCCGACCUGUGUCUGCCAAUCACUCAGCUGGCUGGAAACGUACUUAUCUGGACCCUUGAACAACUUGAAGCGUCGGAACCUCGGUGGGCUUCCGGAAGAGAAACGGCUACACUUCUUGCGCGACACCUGAACGAAAGGCGCUUUGAACCAGCUGACGUCCUCAUGAUGGUGGCAAAGAAGUAUGGCGAGGCGAAAAGGGUCAAUGAUAUAUUGUUGGAUGGAGAUACCGAGCUGUUUUUCCACGUCGUGGUUAGUAUCCCAUGGCGUCUAUGCGUCACCAUGGUUCGCCGGCAAGCAGGUCCUGUGGUCUCCCUCGGCCACUACGUGCUGGUCAGAUAUUCUAUAACCCCUCCUCCAAGAGAGUUUAUGGAGAGCGGGGAAGACUGGUCGCCUCAGGGUUGGCGGUCAACCCACCAGGCAAUUCCAGAGUACACCCCUGAAGCCUCACCAAUACCCAUAUAGAUAGAUGUAUCAUUGAACGUAUCUACACAGGUACAUACAUAACCUGAGGA
Chaetomium fimeti is the source of this 1587-nucleotide messenger RNA. Its product is annotated as heterokaryon incompatibility protein-domain-containing protein. NCBI's taxonomy places the organism in Eukaryota, Fungi, Ascomycota, Sordariomycetes, Sordariales, Chaetomiaceae. The transcript has 2 exons. The coding region runs from base 74 to 1537 and encodes 487 amino acids. The record is from RefSeq and is a predicted model, not a curated record.